This is a messenger RNA of Meyerozyma guilliermondii ATCC 6260, 3189 nucleotides long. RefSeq lists its product as uncharacterized. The record is from RefSeq and is a predicted model, not a curated record. Gene Ontology annotation, molecular function: phosphatidylinositol binding. NCBI's taxonomy places the organism in Eukaryota, Fungi, Ascomycota, Pichiomycetes, Serinales, Debaryomycetaceae. Bases 1 to 3189 code for a protein of 1062 amino acids. The transcript has a single exon. Gene Ontology annotation, cellular component: intracellular membrane-bounded organelle.
AUGAAGACAACUAAGCCACCACCACCAUCGGCCCAUUUGUCUUCAGGCUCCAAAUACCGUACAUCCCAGUUUGUAUCGCCCUAUAUUCCAUGGAAAUACCUUUUUAUAGGGAUAACCUUCGCUGUUCCUUUAUUUCUAUGGACCUUUUUGACGUCGCUUAAAUUUUUAUUUAUCAUCUCCACGAUUGUAUUUGUGUUUCUGGUGCUUCUGCUUGGUACCAUAGUCGUUUUUAGCGCUUCCAAACCCCGUUAUCGAGCCAGAGGGCGAAAAUUCAAUUUUUUACUGUCGCCUGAAUAUCAUCAACAAUUUAGCGACUCCCACCAAAUACCACAAAAUGACUCCAAUUCACCUAUCGGGCUCCUUUUGGACAAAUUGAUCACUUUGGUAGUCGACCAGUUCAUCGAGAGCUGGUACGAAAGCAUUUCGCCUUCAAAACGGUUUCCAUUGGCCAUCAGAAAUGAGCUUCAUCUAGUUGUGCGACGCUUUCAAGCCCGAAUUGCAUCUGUAGACCUCUCGGAUGUCAUUGUAAACCGCAUACUUGACAUUAUUCGAGAACACUUUACGUACUUUUGUCAGGCGGAAAACUUGGUCGAACUCAAGGGCAUUUCUUCUCGAAUAGCGAAAGAUUCGAAGGAGUACCAUCUAGCUGUGGCCCAGAAUUAUAAUAGGGGAAAGCUCCAUAAAGGAGUGAACAUAUCCGUUGAUGACCCCAGAAACUCAGGCUUGGACUUGCAAAAGGACCACUUGAGAAAAAAAGUAGCAGGUCUACUUCCAAUUCUCUUGUCGCAAAGUGAAGCUUCUUCAGAUUUAGUGGUGAGUUUAAUCCGUGAAAUACUUGCGUGCACGGUGCUCUCGUCAGUAUGUGAGGUGGUAGCCGAAAGUGAUUUCUUCAAUCUCUUAAUUGUCAACUUCAUUGGUGCUAAUUUGAGACGACGAGACCAGGUCAAGAAGUUACGAGCUGCAUUAGAAGAACAUACAAGAGGUGCAAAUAAAGCAAACAUUAAGCAAAACCCAAAACGACCAUUGAAGAGCGAUAUGAACGGCCAGACCGACAAAACUUUGAAGAGUGAUCUAAACGACCAAAAUGAAAGAACUUUCAAUGAUUUACUUGAAAAUUCAACCGACUUUUCUCAGGACUACGGGGUGGAGCUUGAUGACAUUCUUGGGUCUCCUAGAGCCCUUCAAGCGUUUAGAAGCUAUCUACUUGAGCAGGGCCGCAAAAAGCUUCUAGAUAUAUGGGAGCAGAUCGAGUCCAUCAAGUCUCCGCUUGAAGAUCAUGAGAACGCCGAUUUAUCGCUUUCGCUUGAAUUUUCAUCAACUGACGAUUUGACGAAAGCCUUUGAAAUGUUGAUCGGCUCUACUAUGGUGGUGGAUUCUGAGGAAUUGGAGUUGUUAUCACAAUAUAUUAACCAGAAACAAUUCAGCAAAGCUCGUCGAAUCUUGUUUCAGAUCCAAAGUACUCUUUUUGAUCUUUUGGCAGCAGAGGUGAACAUUUUCAUUCACAGCACCUACUUUCAUUUCAGCAUGCUCUCGCUGGACCACAAUGAGCUCGAGACCAAAGAGGACGAGCCAAUGGCUGCGCUCGAUAUGACAGACGACAUUGCGGAGAAAACUGAAGUCAGCCCUGUGGUAUUCCACGCAGUGGAAGAUGCGUUCAAUGAGAUCAUGAAGAGCUCCAAAGCAACCAACGAAGACCAGUUUUACUCUCAGAAAGAGGGUAGUGCUUCGUUCACUUCGCUUUUAGAAUCAGUGGAAGUUGGACCAAAUAUACCCACAGUUCCACUGACAUUGGCUUUGAAAAAAGGUCUCUUUGGUGACGACAAAGAUCUGACCUACGAAGAUUCUUCAUCAGCACCAACUGCUUCUCGUCUCUUUGAAGAUGCCAGCGAUACUUCUGAUUCCGAUAGCGACAUGGAUCCAUUAUCAGAUCGAGAAACCGAAUUGGGCGACCUGAAAGUGUUAUUUGCUGCACCAGGUAACCUCAAGCUUUCGGAGGAGGUGGUUAAUCUCGAUAAAGAUAUCGAAAGGCUCUCGCAACAGAUCAUGAUACUCACACCUCUUUUGCGUAAAGCAGAACUCACACACAACGUCACCGAACUAAAGAUUUUGAAGAAAGCCAAGCUUGGUUUAGAAAGAGAAAUCGACUCCAAAGAAUUGCAAAAACAGCAAUAUAUGGUACAAGAGAACGAGAACAGUUUGUACGGGAAAUCAAGAGUGCAAAUCCAGUCGUACAUCAGUGGCAGCGAGAAGGGAAAAGAGUAUAUUCUCUAUAUUGUGGAAGUGCAACGGUUUUUGAGCGAUGAUCCAACUGUGCCCUCUGCUGGAUGGGUAGUUGCCAGGCGGUUCUCGCAAUUCCACCAUCUCCAUGUCUAUCUUCGCAAACGGUAUCCGCCAGUUGAAGGGCUCAAAUUCCCCAAAAAGGCAGUUCUGAUGCUCAAGUUCCAGCAGCGCCAGCUCGUGGAAAUGCGGAAGGCUGCGCUAGAAGAGUACUUGUGCCAACUAUUGAAGCUUCCAGACGUUUGUGGAGACCGAGUAUUUCGGUCAUUUUUGUCGUCGGAGAACUUUAGUUUUAGUCGUCGAAAAAAGCCCAGUUUGCUCAAAAGUCUCAGUUCCACCAAAGGUAUACGACCACCACCUAAACAAGCUUCAAAUAAAGGCGCUCCAGUAGCCGGGUCUGCUGUUUCCAAGCUGAUGCAGAACGAACUCAACCAAUACGACAGUCCAAGAGCAUUUGUGAAGCCUAUAUGUGAUUUGCUAAUUGCAAUCUUUGACCUCAAUUCGUCCAAAGGGUGGUUGCGGGGCCGAGCGCUAGUGGUGAUUCUCCAGCAGGGGUUUGGUACCACCAUUGAGAACAUGGUUCGAGACCAGGAAAGAAGCAUUAGGAGCGAAAGCAGGGUUCAUGAUUUGAUCGAAAGUGUGACAAAUAUGCUUUUUCCAAACGGAAAGUUUCGAGAUCCGCCCGCUGUUCGAACCACACAAGAGAAAGCUUUCACGAGGAAAGAAGCCAGGGCGCUUUUCAAAGCUUGGAUGGACAUAACAUGCUCUCGUAUUUUUGGCGGAGGCAGCACCAAUUAUGCCCACAGCCAUCUUUUCGCCAUGCUCCAAAACGACUAUUUAAACCUCCACUUGCUCCUAGUUGUUUUUGAUGAAAUCACCGAUGCUAUCCAAGCGGAAGAAAGUGAGCACUAA